CCAACUUAAAGUUCAUGGUGUAUAAUUUAGAUAACUAGGACACAUAGGGUUCACUCAUAAAUGAUAAUUAGAGUAUAAUAUCACAACUCAAACUCAAAAUCCAAUUAAUGCACUCUAGAUUUACCGAGUUACGAUAGAAACCAUCAUACGUGCGUGUUGUAAAUAAUAUUCUCAGCCAUCAAAACAAAGAAAGAAAAUAUAAAAACUCGAACCCAUGCAUGCAUGCACGUCGAACGUCAAUGGGGAUUAAUUUGCAGAUUGAAGUAGGAGCUGUUUUGCGAGUGAAGUAAAAUUGACCGUCCAACUAAUGCCGAUUCAGAGACAACACUUAUCUCACAUGCUGCAUGCUGGUCAAGUCGAUUCCUUGCUAUUUUACGUUAAUAGCUAGCUUUCGAAUUUGAACACGAGCUAGUUAGCUUUGGGUUACAGUAUCUGAUCUGUAAUCGUGAUGUUGAUGAUUUGCCUUAAUCAAAUACGUCCUGUCAUGCAUGUGGCCAGUGCCAAAUGAGAGACAGGCGACCGAUGAAAUGUUGAAGUUCAUUAUGCGCAUGCAUGAGGUGUUAUGACGGAAACGGGAAAUCGAAAAUAUAAGAAAGUGAAAAAAAAAAAAACAUAACGGAUUUACGUGAUGAAUUAAUAUGAUAUAUGUUGGCUAAUUCAUAGGCAGUCAGAUAGGAGAGAGUAGUUUUACGUACCAUACUUUAGAAGAUACAUACUACAAGAUGAGAAGAUAUAAUCGGACCUGGAAAGUGGGGAAAACGGAACAAGAGAUGUGUAUAAGCUCAUAGAGCCAGACCUCCGUAACUUUCAAUCGACAGCUGAUAAUCUCCGACGCCAAGUCAUAACAAACGUCUCACGGAACAACCACCCAAAUUAUACACUAUACUGAGAUUAAAAUUUAGAACUAAUUAACUAGCGGUUUUUAGGUUCAAAGUCUCACGUAACAACCACCCAAAUUAAUUACCGUUGAUCUUUUUCAAACCAGCCAGCCAGGAUGAAAUUAGCUUGGAAACGGUGUUACGCGGCUUCCUCGUUCCCAAUUAACCAAACAGUGAGAACGUCGGUGAAACGUUGAGCAAGCAAGCAAGCAAUGAAUUAACUUGGGGCGGGUGACGAUCGAGCAGAAAUUUCAAAAAACGACGAUAUCGCCAUGUGCAUGCAGGGAGAGAGAGAGCGCGCGCAUUUCCCCAGAGCCAGGCGAUGGAUCCGGAUAACACGUCUCCGCCACCGCCAUUUCGUCAAACUUACUCUUCCUCUGUCCGCUCUCUCUCUCUCUCUCUCUCUAUCUAUCUAUUUAACCCACCACCGCAAUCGAAAUUAAUUCAGAAUCCGCCGUCCGCAAUUUGCAAUCAAACACACGCACACCGAUCGCCGGCCGGAGACAUUCUUUUUUUUCUUCCUUCCCUGGUGGUGAGGAAAUGAGGACGAUGUUGUUUCCCGCGGCGUUGGCUGCCGCGGUGGUGAUACUGAUGUUGGCGGUGGAGGACGGCGGAGGAGUGGAGGCGGCGAUCGGGCUGCAGCAGCCUUUGAAGCUCAAGUAUCAGUACUACAGGCGGCACACGACUUGCAAGUACGCGGAGGCGUUCGUGAGGCACCAGGUGACUCUGUACUGGAACAGAGACAAGACCAUCACCGCCAAGCUCCUCCGCCUGCUCUACUCCGACUGCUUCGUCACCGGGUGCGACGCGUCGAUACUGCUGGACGGGCCGGAGUCGGAGAAGACGGCGCCACAGAACGCGAGGCUGGGCGGGUUCGACCUCAUCGACAGGAUCAAGAAGGUUAUGGAGAUUCGAUGCCCGGGGGUCGUCUCCUGCGCCGAUAUCCUUAACCUCGCCACCAGAGAUGCUGUUCACUUGGCAGGGGGGCCGUCAUAUCCGCUGUUCACGGGGAGAAGGGAUGGAAUGACGUCGAAGGCAUCGACGGUGGAUCUCCCGUCGGCUUCCAUCUCGAGCAAAGCUGCGUUGGCUUACUUCGAAUCCAAGACCUUGGAUGUUCUCGACAUGGCCACCCUAUUAGGUGCACACGCGAUCGGAACGACAGACUGCAGCAACGUGGUCGACCGACUCUACAACUUCAACAACACGGGAAAGCCGGACCCAACCAUGAGCCAGCAUUUCGCCGACCAACUGAGGAAGACCUGCCCACGUCCAACCAACAUGAAGGGAACACAAUCUAAGAACCCUUGGGUCUAUCUGAACCCGGAUUCAGGGCCUAGCUACCAGCUAGGGAACUCAUACUACAAGAGGGCACUGGCUCACCAGUCAGUCCUUGGAGUCGACCAGCAGCUCCUCUACAACAACGAUACUCGAGAGCUCACCGACGAGUACGCUGAUGAGUACCCGUGGAAGAAUGGCUUUGAAGGAUGGCGGAGGUCCCUCGCCCUCUCGAUGAACAGGAUGGGGAACAUCGACGUGUUGACCGACAAUUCGACAGGGGAGAUACGAAGGAACUGUCGGUACACGAACUGAAGAGGCUAAAAAUUUCAUAAUGAUGGAUGGAUAAACAUUGUAGUAUUGCUAUGUAUAUGUGUGUGUUUCGAAUUCUUCUGUCAACUGCUCGGGAAUGUAGGCGGAAUGAUAUCACAGUUUAUGAAUAAGACGACAAGAAAAAGUAUCUUGUAUUCAUUAAUGGAAGAAGAAAAACGGAUUUGAGUAUGUUGGAGAAAAGAUAUCCGUAUCGAUUAGUUACUCUUUUUAAAUUAGUUGAUCACUCUUUUAUAGUUAACCAUUAUUUUAGAGUAACACAUAUUUCUUGCAUUAUAAGAUUCAUUUUAUUAUUAUUUUCUUAUCGAUUGCUCUUGUACUUUCAACCAAUCUACCAUGGCGUUGGAGAUCACAUCUCACCACUCUUAUAAAUUAAUUAUGAGGAAAUGUAACAAUUUUUUAAGAAAAUUUAGAAAAUAAUAUGUGGGAGCCAAAAAUCAAAAUAGUAAAUACAAAUAUUGAAA
This is a messenger RNA of Linum trigynum, 2947 nucleotides long. Lineage: Eukaryota; Viridiplantae; Streptophyta; Magnoliopsida; Malpighiales; Linaceae. The record is from the annotation of a GenBank genome assembly.